This is a messenger RNA of Closterium sp. Naga37s-1, 537 nucleotides long. Lineage: Eukaryota; Viridiplantae; Streptophyta; Zygnematophyceae; Desmidiales; Closteriaceae. The record is from the annotation of a GenBank genome assembly.
AUGGAGUACCCACCUCGCAAGAUAGCGAUAGCCAUCGAUUUGAGCGACGAAAGUGCUCACGCCGUACGAUGGGCUGUGCAGAAUUAUCUGCGCCCAGUGGACCAUGUGAUCAUCCUGCACGUGCGUCCCACGAGCCUGCUGUACGGCGCGGACUGGGGCGCGUGGGAGGCGACGGACGCGGCGAAGGCGGCGGACCGCGAGAUUAAGGAGCGCGCGGAGGAGGAGUUCGACGCGCUCACGCUGGCCAAGGCGCGCGAGUUGGCGGAGCCGCUGAAGUUGGCGGGAAUUCCGUUCCGCGUGCACAUCGUAAAGGACCACGACAUGAAGGAACGCAUUUGCCUUGAGGUAGAGCGUUUGGGUGUGAGCGCGUGCAUCAUGGGCAGCCGAGGCUUUGGAGCGCACGGCCGAGCGAGGAAGUCGCGAUUGGGCAGCGUCAGCGACUACUGUGUGCACCACUGUGACUGUCCGGUGGUGGUCGUGAGGAUGCAUGAGGAGAAACCGUUUAUCCACCCACCCUUGACUGCUCUGGCUUCUUAA